Molecule: messenger RNA, 486 nt
Organism: Stylonychia lemnae
Lineage: Eukaryota; Ciliophora; Spirotrichea; Sporadotrichida; Oxytrichidae
Source: the annotation of a GenBank genome assembly
AUGACUUUGAAUAUAGUGUUCAUGAACUUCAUAAUUGCUGUAAUCUCGGAGUCCUAUGAAAGAGUUAUGCAGAAAUUAGUCGCUGAAUCAUACAGAGUAAAAGCUAAUAUGAUAGUUGAGAGAGAACAGCUAUUCAAUGAAUCUGACUUGGAAAGUUUGGAUUAUUUCCCAAACUAUAUUGUUGUUAGAAGACCAUUAAACUCAGAAAUCAAUGAUGGUGGGGAAUGGUAAGGAUUCAUUAAAGAUCUGAAAUAUACUAUCAGAACAACAGCAGCUAAGUCAAAAGCAGAAAUGAUUCAAAAUCUUCAAUCUGUUAAAACUUAGCUAGACAAAAUUGAUUCAGUUAUUGAAAAGAAUUCAAAGUAACUUUCUUCUAAUGAAGGUCUUGAUGAAAAAAUUUCUAAGAUGCUCAAAUAGCAGCUUGAUAAGGCUUUUGAGAACAGCAACAAUGAUUUCAAAUCAAUGCAAACAGAAACUUCAAGAUGA